Leguminivora glycinivorella is the source of this 1189-nucleotide messenger RNA. RefSeq lists its product as uncharacterized. The record is from RefSeq and is a predicted model, not a curated record. NCBI's taxonomy places the organism in Eukaryota, Metazoa, Arthropoda, Insecta, Lepidoptera, Tortricidae. The coding region runs from base 53 to 1087 and encodes 344 amino acids. The transcript is spliced from 2 exons.
AGUAUGUUCUUAGUUGCUCACCAAUGCAUAUAGCCAAAGAUAUAAAAUAAAUAUGUUUUUAUAUUUCCUCUUUGCGCUUGUGGCGACAAGCUUUGCACAUCCUCCCCAUAAUUUUAAAGAAAGUGCUGAUGUUUUGUUAGCAAAAGUUAUUGCUAGAACCCCUGCCCCAUUGAACGUAAUAACGGUGCCUACGAAUUGCCCCGAAGGUCAGGAAUAUGUCAAUGGAGAAUGCCGUGAUAUUUGGAGAGCAGAUAAUUCUGGAAGAACUCCUGCACCUCUGAACGUGAUAACGGUGCCAACGAACUGCCCUCCUGGUCAGGAAUACAUCAAUGGAGCAUGCCGUGAUGUUUGGAGAGCCGAAAACAUUGGAAGAACUCCCGCGCCUCUAAACGUUGUUACGGUGCCUACGAAUUGUCCCGAAGGCCAGGAAUAUGUCAAUGGAGAAUGCCGUGAUAUUUGGAGAGCAGAUAAUUCUGGAAGUUCUCCUGCACCUCUGAACAUGAUAACGGUGCCAACAAAUUGUCCUCCUGGUCAACAAUAUAUCAAUGGCGCAUGUCGUGAUGUUUGGAGAGCAAAAAAUAUUGCUAGAACCCCUGCACCUCUUAACGUAAUAACAGUACCCACUAAUUGUCCAGAAGGUCAGGAUUAUAUCAAUGGCGCAUGCCGUGAUGUUUGGAGAGCACAAAGUAUUGAUGUAACUCCUGCACCUGCGAACGUAAUAACUGUACCUACGAAUUGCCCCCCUGGUCAAGAAUAUAUCAAUGGAGCAUGCCGUGAUGUUUGGAGAUCAGAAAAUAUUGACGUAACUCCUGCACCCCUGAACGUUAUAACGGUGCCACCGAAUUGCCCCCCUGGUCAAGAAUAUAUAAAUGGAGCAUGCCGUGAUAUUUGGAUCAAAAUCAAUUCAAAGUUGUCACCUUUAGAGGACCCAGCCCUUGACGUUGAAGAUCAGAUAAAUCAAGAAAUGGUGGAACCAGUCAACAUCUUCGAGUAUUCUUCUAGAAAUGUUAUAAGUGUGCCAAAUCAAUGUCCUGUGGGAUAUGCUCCAGAUGCGCUUGGUGUCUGCAGAGAGAUUUGGGUGAUAUAAGUAGGUAAUUGAUGUAAAGCGCGAUUUCCCUACUCUGUUGUUAAAAUGUUGUGCACAAUAAAUAUGUACAUAUCCAAAUUAUAAUAAACAACUUUUCUAAAA